Molecule: messenger RNA, 834 nt
Organism: Arctia plantaginis
Lineage: Eukaryota; Metazoa; Arthropoda; Insecta; Lepidoptera; Erebidae
Source: the annotation of a GenBank genome assembly
AUGGCUACGAAGGUUGCAGUCGUAACUGGAUCUAACAAGGGUAUCGGGUACGCAAUAGUACGCGGUCUUUGCAAGCGAUUUGAUGGAGUUGUGUAUUUAACAGCGAGAGAUGUUGAGCGAGGAAAGAAAGCGGUAGAAGAGCUUAACAAGGAAGGUUUGAAGCCAGAGUUUUACCAGCUAGACGUCACAGAUAAGAAGAGUCUUGAAAGUUUCCGGGAUUAUAUCAAGAGUAAAUAUGAAGGAAUCGAUAUUUUAGUUAACAAUGCCGCUAUUGCUUUUAAAAAAUCUGCCACAGAGCCGGCGUCUGUUCAAGCUGAACAGACGCUCUUUGUGAACUACUUCUCUUUAGUAUCAACGUGUGAUGUAUUGUUUCCGCUAUUGAAAAACGGCGCACGGGUGGUUAAUGUAUCUAGUUCCAUGGGCCACUUGAGUUUAAUUCCAAGUAAGGAUUUGAGAGACAAACUCAAAGACGAGAACCUGACGAUUCCAGAGCUUUCUAAGUUAAUGCAGCAAUAUGUGGACGCUGCUAAGGAAGGAACUCAUGCUGCUGAGUGGGGCAACUCCUCAUAUGCGGUGUCUAAAGUGGGCGUGAGUGCCUUGUCCAACAUUCAACAGAGAAUAUUAAAUAGUAAAGACAUCAAAGUGAACUCUGUACAUCCAGGCUAUGUAGACACGGACAUGUCAUCACAUACGGGCCCCUUGACUGUAGAUCAAGGAGCUGCGGCACCACUGUUCCUGGCACUGGACGCAGAUGACACAGUUCGUGGAAAAUAUGUUUGGUACACUAAGGAAAUCGUUGAUUGGGAUGGAGUAAAACCUGAUGAAAAAUAUUAG